Messenger RNA from Cucumis melo (muskmelon), 1946 nucleotides. RefSeq lists its product as uncharacterized. Gene Ontology annotation, biological process: meiotic sister chromatid cohesion, centromeric; mitotic spindle assembly checkpoint signaling. Lineage: Eukaryota; Viridiplantae; Streptophyta; Magnoliopsida; Cucurbitales; Cucurbitaceae. The transcript is spliced from 6 exons. The record is from RefSeq and is a predicted model, not a curated record. Bases 214 to 1806 code for a protein of 530 amino acids. Gene Ontology annotation, molecular function: protein kinase activity.
AUUAAUAUGAGAUUAAGUACCAAAAAACCAUAUAAACACCCAUGAGAACAUCAAUAACAAACUUGCUUGUAGUCGUGAAGAAUGGAAAAUAUACAUUGGGAUACAAAAUGGUCUUCAAGACCUUGAGGAACUCUAAAGAUUGUGGGGUAAAGCUUUGCUCAUUGCUCACUGCACUGCACGCUGCUCACUGCUCUGCUUCACAGAAUACUCAUAAUGGCCAUGGCCAGCAACGACCUCUUUUCUUCUUUGAUUUCAGACAUCAAGUCAUACUCUGGCAAAGACCCUCUACUUCCAUGGCUCCGAGGGAUUCGAAAACUGAAAGACUCCUUGCCUUCUCACGUUUUGAACGACAAGCUUCCUCGAUUCUUGCAGAAGUGCACCGAGAAAUUCGAGUCCGAUCGCCGUUAUAGGGACGAUUUGCGGUAUCUUCGCGUUUGGUUGCAGUUGAUGGAUUAUGUGGAUGAUCCAAGAGCGUUGCUGAGAACCAUGGAAGAAAAACAGAUUGGGACGAAAUCUUCUUUGUUCUACCAAGCAUACGCCUUGUACUACGAAAAACUUAAGAAGUUUGACGAUGCUGAUAAAAUGUAUCACUUAGGAGUGCAGAAGCUUGCUCAACCUAUUGAUGAAUUACAAAGGUCAUAUCAGCAGUUUCUUCAUCGCAUGAAAAGACACAAUUACAAGAGAGUCCAGCAUCAGCAUGGAAGAACUUCUAGGAGGCAUCUGUCUGACAAAAGCAUUUCUAAUCAAGAUGAUGCUGAGAAGAACAUUAAGGUUCAAGAGGGAGAAAUUUUUGAAAAUGGACCUCUAGCUGCAACAUUAAGUGAUACAAGAAGUGAGACUGAGAAGUUGCCUCAAGAUUCUGGAGGGAGGGAAACAGAUGAAUCAAGGAUGGUUAAGAGCGAUGAUACAAUUGUUGUGAGAUUUGUAGAUAGGGCUAUUUAUGGGAAAUCUGUUGCAGAAGAUGCUUGUCACCAUGGUUUGGUGGAACCAACCGUCAAUAUGAAAGAGGCAAUGAAUACAAUAAACAGUAUGUUUUCUGAACCAAUAGAGAUGCCUCCUAUUGGUAGGAGAUCAUGUGGAAGCCAUUCCAAAAAAGAUUGCAACUUAAAUGGUGGGUUUGAGGUGUUUGUUGAUGAGAAACAUGAUAAGGAAAUUGAAUUAGAAAAGCAGAAGGGAUGCACAAUUCCACAACAUGGUAGUAUAAGCGAACCUGGCAAGCUAGAACAGCCGCAUUUGAUGAUUUUUGUGGAUGAUGAAUCAGGUGGUGAAAUUGGUAACACAAGUAUUGAAAAGGUCGGAUUGAAAUUGAGCAAAUCACGAGAUGUCGUAGGAGGUUCUACGACAUCUGCUUCACGUUCAAAAGCAUUUGUGUUUCCUUGUGUGGACAAUCUUGAAAAUAUGGAUGACGAUUCUGAUGCACAAGAUCCUAUGCAAGCCAAGUUUAGAGAAGAUACAAUUGUGUGUAGGUUUGUUGGUACUGCAAUUUCAAAUGAGCCAGAGGUGGAAAACAUUUGUCACCAUGGUUUGGUAGAACCAACUGUUAACCUGAAGGAAGCGAUGGAUGAUAUCAACAACAUGUUUGGAAAGCCCAUUGAAUUUGUUAGAACUAGGAGAUCCAAAAAGCAUGAAAAGCCACCAGAGGUGCAAAAUAAUUUUGGUGGGUUCUCAAUACUUCCUGAUGAUGAAUUAUUGGAGCCUGCACAGGCUCAGAAAUCAAGAGACUGCGAUUUGUUUGAGCCAACAGUAUUUACUAAAGAGGCCAUGGAUGAUAUUAACAAAAUGUUUGGCAUGCCUCUUGAUUUUUAGUUACCAUGGGCUUUUGUUUCUGCUUGGAAUGUCAGUUUCCGACUGAGUUGUGUUUCUGAUGUGUACUGUUUUUUUUAAUGUGUAGAUUUUGAUUUGGUGGACAUAACUUGUGUAUUAUAAAAUCUUCAAGUUUGGAGUGA